Molecule: messenger RNA, 1437 nt
Organism: Rhizopus microsporus ATCC 52813
Lineage: Eukaryota; Fungi; Mucoromycota; Mucoromycetes; Mucorales; Rhizopodaceae
Product: DnaJ-domain-containing protein
Exons: 4
Coding region: 6-1052 (348 amino acids)
Biological process (GO): cellular response to misfolded protein
Cellular component (GO): endoplasmic reticulum membrane
Molecular function (GO): Hsp70 protein binding
Source: RefSeq, a predicted model, not a curated record
AAACCAUGGAAAGCAACAAGGAUGAGGCCAUAAGGUGUUUAUCUAUUGCAAAGAGUUCAUUUGAAGUAGGAGACUAUUCAAAAGCACAGAGACUGGCUGAAAAGUCCAAAAGACUAUACCCAACAGAACGAGCUGAACAAUUCUUGCAGAUCAUCAAAAGACAAACAGAUCCUGCUCCCAAAACUAUACCAUUGCAAAAAAAUAAUGCUCAAACAGAUAAAAAGUAUACAACUGAACAAGUGAAUGCAGUGAAAGCAAUAUUGGCUUGCAGCAAUUGUUACUAUAAAGUCCUGUCUGUAGAUAGAACAGCAACUGACGCAGAAAUCAAAAAAGCGUAUAGAAAGAAAGCAUUAUUAUUUCACCCUGAUAAAAAUAGUACGCCUGGAGCGGAUGAAGCAUUUAAGCUUAUUUCAAAAGCAUUCAAUACAUUAUCAGACCCACAUAAAAGAGCAAUACAUGAUUCUGGUGGAGAUAGAGAAGAUGGAAGAAGAUCAGCUCCAACUUAUCGUUCUACUUAUCAUAGACGCCGUAGAGAGGAAGUAUCACCUGAAGAUCUGUUUAAUCUAUUUUUUGGAAGGAAUGGACCGAGGUUCAAUCAAGAUAGGUAUACAGAUCACGCUCACUUUUAUAAGUAUCAAAGAUACCAACAAUAUCAAAGACAGCGCCAACAUCAGCGACAAAGACAACAACAACAACAAGAGGAUGGAUCAAUGAAAUAUUUUCCAUUUAUCUUUAUCAUCCUUGCACUUGUCUUGUCUGCCAUGAUGUCCUCUCAAAGUGAGCCAUUAUAUACCUUCCAGACAUUAUCACCUAAUACAUACAAAAGAGUUACCAGUUUGAAUCAAGUUGACUAUUUCGUAAAUCCUAAAACGUUUUUCCCAAGGAUAGGGAAUAGCCAUUAUAAACUAAGAGAAAUAGAGAGACAGAUUGAAUUAGAUUGGGUCAAUGAACUAGCAAGAACAUGUCAAAGAGAACAAAGACAAAGAGGCUAUAGGCGAUCCAAGCUGCCAAAGAGCUGUCAAGAGUACGAUCGGUUAGCUCGUAGAUUGUAACUUUAAUAAACCACAUCAUUGUCCUACACUUAAUUUGUUUAAUGGCUGACUUUCUUUUAUCCUUUCUCUCUCUUCUUUCACUGGUCUGUGUUUCAUGCCUUAUACGCCAUAUACUCUUCAGACUAUUCUCGCGUCAUCUUGUGUUCAACGAGAAGAGCCUAUUCCUACACCAAACACUUCAACCUCAUUCUUUUCAAGACGAGCUACCUCUCCUCCUAAUGAUGCUACAUCACCUAUUCUUCGAUUAACUUCAAAUACCUCAGCAGCAGUUCGAAUAGAUUCCGUUGGAGCUUGGGAUAAUGAUCUCUAUUGUGGUACUUCUGAAGGAACUGUACUUCAUUAUUCUCUACAAGAUAACAACACUUCGACAGAAAAGGUAAAAAGG